CUUCAUACAGUCAACAACGAACGCACUGAUCAUCGGCGGUAACGACAACGACCACGACGAUCGAUAGUGUGCCCGAGCAUAUUCUAAGCGGAAUUUUAGUAGAGUUUUUGUUAAGUGACGUGAACGUCGCGUUCGAUCGUGUUAUCCUUGCGCGUACAGCGAGGCUUAAGAACAACAACAAAAACACGUGCGGUGUGUUUAACGAAAUAGAAGAAGAAAGCAAAAAAUGCAACAUUAAACUGAUUGUUUAAAACAAAGUCAUUUGAAAAUUUGUAAAAAAAAAAUUAUUAUUAAAAAAUUAUUGAGAACUUUGUGUGGGUUGAACUGUAGAUUGAGUUGUAUACUUUUUGUGGAAUUCCUAAAUGAGAAUUUUAUAAAACAAAAGGACAUCGAGCAAAUAAAACAAAUAUUAUUUUUCAUCAAAAAACUUAAAGGAGCAUAAGAAAUAAAGAUGGCUCCAAAUCUGAUCGGCAGCACUUUUCUCAUCGCCGAAACGGCCAUUACUAAUAAUGAUGCCAACAACAAUAAACAGACUACAUUAGCCAAGACCAGUUGUAAGAGUAGUAAUGAUCGUGUACCCAAUCAGGGUGAAUCGGCUGCGGCCAUGCAACAGCAGUCGGCCAAAACGUCGGCACAAACUCAAAGUAAAACGGAUGCUGUCACGCAGAAACCUUAUAAAAUGGAAAUUGUGUGGUUCAAUGUGAUGCUGUUCGUGAUAUUGCAUUCGAUGGCACUCUAUGGUUUGUAUCUGAUUUGGGCUGAGAACGCGUACUUGGAGUUCUUUAUCGGCUACUUAUACGCCGUACUCGGUGGUUUGGGCAUUACAGCUGGUGUACAUCGUCUCUGGUCGCAUCGAGCCUACAAAGCUAAACUGCCAUUGCGCAUCUUCCUUAUGUUGUGUCAGUCGCUCGCCUUUCAGAACAGCAUAUACGAGUGGUGUCGCGAUCAUCGUGUUCAUCACAAAUUUACCGAUACUAAUGCGGAUCCCCAUAAUUCGGGUCGUGGUUUCUUCUUUGCCCAUAUGGGUUGGUUGAUGUGCAAGAAGCAUCCCGAUGUGAGAGAGCGUGGCAAGACCAUUGAUAUGAGUGACAUUUUGGCCGAUCCCGUCGUUAAAUUCCAGAAGAAAUUGUACUUCCUCAUCAUGCCCAUUUGCUGUUUCGUCAUUCCUGGACUCUUCCCAUACUACGUAUUGGGCUCGUCACUGCAAGUUUGCUUCUUCGUCUGCUCUAUGUUGCGUUAUGCGCUUUCACUGCACGGCACAUGGUUGGUGAACAGCGCGGCUCACUUCUACGGCAUGCGACCAUACGAAAAGAACAUCAGCUCGGUUGAUAGUAAAAUGGUGUCGGUGAUCGCUUUCGGCGAAGGUUGGCAUAACUAUCACCAUGUUUUCCCAUGGGAUUACAAAGCGGGAGAAUUGGGCACAUACCAAUACAACUGGACGACUGCCUUCUUGGACUUCAUGGCGCGCAUUGGCCAAGCUUACGAUCUGAAAUCGGUGUCGAACGAGAUGAUCUUGAAGCGCGUGCAACGUACUGGCGAUGGCACUCACCCUUCGGUGCAGGAUGUGAACAACAAUAAUGUGAACAUAAGCGAACUGGUGUCGAAACUCGAUCAUGACAACGAGGAGACGCUCGUUUGGGGUUGGGACGAUAAGGAUAUCUGCGAUGAGGAUCGCAAGGGUGCUGUGCACAAGAAGGAGGAAUAAAGGCGCUUGCAGUCUACAGUGCUCGUACACAAUUUCAUGCAAUUUUUUUCCCGGUUUACAUAGUAAAAUUGUACUUGGUGCCUGUUUAAAGCUGUCAAUUCUCAAGCAACCGCCAGCACGAAAAAGUUCAUAGUAUGAAAGAAAAAGGAAAAGAGCAACAAAAGUAAAACAAAUCACCAGUCAAAAGUACGAACAUACACACACACACACGUACAACCAUAAACAUAGAGAGCGCAUACUCAAUGUACUUGCAAAUUAUCCAAUUAUCGAGAGGGGGAGGGUAAAGCCGCGCGCUGAAGGAAAUACUGUGGGACAUUUCAGCACCGUUGCGCACAAUCUUAAGGCAUGAAGUUGGAUAACUUAUAUAUGAGGUUGCGUAAUUAUAAAAUCAAAAAUACAAAAUGGCGGUUCUAUGCGGCAUACAUACUUAUUACGUUAAGGGAGGUAGUUCACAUACUUACAGCGUUAAGGCUAGUUCUAAGGAUAUUGCUUGUGUAGUGUUUUAAGGUUUAUUUUAUUUCUAAUGUUUUUUAUGAUUUUCAACUUUGCAGUUGACGAAAUAUGUUUUAUAUAAACAACAAACAUACUUGUAUGAAAUGGAAUGCUAGUUUUAGUUUGCUUUAAAUCUAUUUUGUAUAUUACAAUAUGAACAAUAACCAAAAAUGUUAAGGUAAA
Molecule: messenger RNA, 2380 nt
Organism: Bactrocera tryoni
Lineage: Eukaryota; Metazoa; Arthropoda; Insecta; Diptera; Tephritidae
Product: acyl-CoA Delta(11) desaturase
Exons: 5
Coding region: 452-1705 (417 amino acids)
Biological process (GO): unsaturated fatty acid biosynthetic process
Cellular component (GO): endoplasmic reticulum membrane
Molecular function (GO): stearoyl-CoA 9-desaturase activity; iron ion binding
Source: RefSeq, a predicted model, not a curated record